Molecule: messenger RNA, 1488 nt
Organism: Arabidopsis thaliana (thale cress)
Lineage: Eukaryota; Viridiplantae; Streptophyta; Magnoliopsida; Brassicales; Brassicaceae
Gene: QQT2
Product: P-loop containing nucleoside triphosphate hydrolases superfamily protein
Exons: 7
Coding region: 180-1319 (379 amino acids)
Cellular component (GO): phragmoplast; nucleus; spindle
Molecular function (GO): GTPase activity
Source: RefSeq, marked reviewed
CACAAAUCAGCCCUAACUCUGUUUUUGUUUUCUUCGACGACUGAGGUCUUUUCUCUCUCGCUCUCGUCUUCCUCUUGAUUCUCUUCUUCUUUUCUGGAGUUUCGCUGCUUUUUUAGCCUGUAAAAAUGACGAAAAUUUUAUAAAAGAUUCAUACAAGAAAAAAGCAAAUUUCGCCACUGAUGGAUCCUAUGGAGUCGUCUAGUGAACAGGACAUUGUUGAAGAGAGUCAAAAGCUGGUUGACUCAUUGGACAAGCUUCGUGUUAGUGCUGCGAGUUCAUCUUCUAAUUUCAAGAAGAAGCCUAUCAUUAUUAUCGUUGUUGGAAUGGCAGGUAGUGGAAAAACUAGCUUUCUUCAUCGCUUGGUCUGUCAUACUUUUGAUUCAAAGAGCCAUGGUUAUGUGGUGAACCUUGACCCUGCUGUUAUGUCUCUACCAUUUGGUGCCAACAUCGAUAUAAGAGACACUGUCAAGUACAAGGAAGUUAUGAAGCAGUAUAAUCUGGGUCCUAAUGGUGGAAUUCUCACUUCACUCAACUUGUUUGCUACUAAAUUCGACGAGGUUGUCUCUGUGAUUGAGAAACGUGCAGACCAGCUUGAUUAUGUUCUUGUGGACACUCCUGGUCAGAUUGAGAUCUUUACAUGGUCUGCUUCUGGGGCUAUAAUCACUGAAGCUUUCGCUUCAACCUUCCCCACUGUUGUCACCUAUGUGGUUGAUACUCCCCGUUCCUCAAGCCCAAUCACUUUUAUGAGCAACAUGCUUUACGCUUGUAGUAUUCUCUACAAGACUCGGUUGCCUCUUGUCUUGGCUUUCAACAAAACUGAUGUCGCAGAUCACAAGUUUGCUUUAGAGUGGAUGGAAGAUUUCGAGGUCUUUCAAGCAGCGAUUCAGUCUGAUAACUCGUACACGGCGACCUUAGCUAACAGUCUCUCCCUUUCACUCUACGAGUUCUACCGUAACAUAAGAUCCGUUGGUGUUUCUGCAAUCUCUGGUGCUGGAAUGGAUGGCUUCUUUAAAGCCAUUGAAGCAAGUGCUGAGGAAUACAUGGAAACUUACAAGGCUGAUCUUGACAUGAGAAAGGCGGACAAGGAGCGGUUGGAAGAAGAAAGAAAGAAACAUGAAAUGGAAAAACUAAGAAAGGAUAUGGAGAGUUCUCAGGGAGGCACUGUGGUUUUAAACACUGGUUUGAAAGACAGAGAUGCAACAGAGAAGAUGAUGCUAGAGGAGGAUGAUGAGGACUUUCAGGUUGAAGAUGAAGAAGACAGUGAUGAUGCCAUAGAUGAGGAUGAUGAAGACGACGAGACGAAGCAUUACUACCUAUGAAUUAAACUCAAAGACCAGGCUUAUCAAGACGCUUGUACUGGUUUUGUUUGCGUCCUUCCCUUGUUGUCCCAGUUGUGUAGUUAAAACAUAAGAAUUGAUUCUCUUUGUGAGACAUUGUCUAAUGAUCUAAUGACGAAACUAUAAACUAGCACUUUUGAAGACUUUGUAC